AUGGGUUAAACAAAUUCAUAAAAUUUAUAACAAUCAAAAGUAGAUGUCCCUAAGAUUAAUCAAUUGUAAUUUUGGAAGUAAUCAACAGAUAUCAGAUAUGGAGAAAUAAGAAUAUUCAAAACAUAAGAUUAACAUGCAGUAGCUGUUAAAGAUCAUAUUUUUUAAGAUGAUGGAUAAUGGAAUUAAUUUAAAAUAGUUUAAGAGAAACAAAUGGGAAAUGUAAAUUAUCAUACUAAAUAAAAAUAGAAGUAGAGUACUCCUUUCUUAAUUUAAAUGAUUGAUUUAUAACAUGUUACAGAAAAGGAACUUUGCACUCAAUUAACUUAAGCUCAUAGUGUAUAUGAAUAUUUUGAUGAAUACUUGGAAAGAGUAAUAAAUGAAUUAAGUGAAACAAAAUAAUAUUUUGAAGAAAUUGAAAUUGUUGCUAUGUUACAUUGUACAGUAAUCAAAUGAUAUAUAAAUUAGUUAAUGGCUUUGUAAAGAUUAAAUGAUUAAUAAAAAUAACAUGGUGACAUUAGACCAUUGACAAUAAGUGUAACAUCUUAUGCAAAAAGAAGUCAAUUUCGUUAGAAUCAUCCAUUUUCAGUUUUUAAAUUAACUGAUAUUUAAGAAAUGACAGAUAUGAAUGCAUAUAGAAGAUGUAUAGCUAAAUAAUAGGGUUAAUACAAUUUAAGUCCAGAAUAAUUGUCAUCUCUUAAAUAGAAAGUCUUAAAGUUAAAUAUUGAUUAAAAUAAAUCAGAUGUAUUUUGUAUAGGUUUAACAGCCUUAUAAAUGGCCACUUUAAGUUUUGUCUAAGACAUUUAUGAUUUAUAAAGCUAUACUUUAAAUAUGGAAAAGUUUAAUGAUCAUUUAUUUUUACUGAAAUCUUAAUAUAGUUCUAAUCUAUAUGAAAUAGUUGAAUCUUUACUUGUUAUGGCUCCUGAUAAUAGACCGAAUCCUAAAUAAGCUCAUGAUUUAUUACAUAACUAUGGAUUUUAAUUAGAGGAUUAUUUUAGAGUAAUAUUAUGUAAUUUAGUUAUCUUAGUCCUCUACUAUUGCAGAAUUUAUACCAUCUUAUUCGAUUGAUUUCAAAGAGUAAAAUAAUGGAUAUGUUAAACAAAAGUAAAGGGUUGUUGAUUAGUAAUUACAUUCAUUGUAAAAUUAAGAUCCAAAUAAUUUAUAUAACUAAGUUGAAAAUAUUGAAUAAAGGGCUAAAUUGGCUUUAAAAAGAAGUUAGGAUGCUUAGAUUAGAUUUUAAAAAUCUCCUUAGAAAAAAUUUAAAAUACCUAUUCCUAAUUGGGAACCAACAAAAAGCCUAUAAUAAUAUUCUAAUCUAUCUCCAAUUACUUUAGAAGAGAUUCUUCCUUUACAAAAUAAGCAAAUGAAUAUUUAAAGUGAUUAAAUCAUUAUUCAGGAUCCUCCUUCUAAUAGACAAUCUUUUUUCAAAAAUUUAACUAAUCCUUAAUAAUAUCAAUAACAUCAUUAUAAUGAACAUGAAUAAAUAAUGCAUAAUGAUGAUGAAUAUGCAUAUAAUCAUCAAGAAAUAGAUGAAUAACCAAAAUAAAGUUUAGUUGAAUAAGUUGAAUUAACAAAUUCUAAUUUAAAAACUCUUUAACAAAAACCUAUUACAAAUUAGUAUGAUAAUAAUUUAUUUUAAUAAUAAUCAUUAUUUUAAUCAAUUAACACUGAUUAAAAGAAAUAUCCUUAAUAAUAAUAUUAAUAAUAAUAAUAACAAGAGUAAUAAUAAUAAUAAUAAUAAUUUUAAUAAUAAUAAUAAUAAACAUAUUCUUAAAUUUAAUAAUAAUCCUAUCAAUACUCAAAUCAAAUAUAAUCAAAAUAAUUAUAAAACAUUGAAUAACAAUCAUAAGCUCGAUCAUCAACCUACAACUAUCCUUAAAAUUAACUAAAUGAAAGUGUUAAUGAUCAUUAAAGAUCUCCUUAUGCUUUAUAAUAAAGAUAAUCUUUAGCAUUAUCAUAAGACAAAGUGAUUACUUAAUAGUUAACAGGAUAAUAGGUUGAAUAAACACUUUAAAAUCUUUAAAAUAGAUAGUCAAUUCGUUAAGAUUCUUUUGGUGUUGGAUCUUAAAGACCAUAGUAACCAUUAGUAGUUCCAAAAUCUCCAGAAAUAGAGCCUAAGAAUAUUUUUAUAUAAUUUGAAUAAGAAAAAUUAACUUAAUAAAAUUAAAGAUCUCCUAUUUAGCCUCUUGAAAGAAUUGAUGAUGAUGAAUAAGAGCCUAAUUAUAAUCCUCAUUUAACUGAAUCUAAUGACUCAUAAUAAGCAAUAUCAAUAUAGAGUAAACCAUAAAGCAUGAGAGGAACAAUGGUAGGUAGUUAAACACAUUUAAAGGUUCCUUCCUCUGUUACAUCUAAGCAAUAACGUCCUACAGUCUAAAAAUAAUAAACUACUUCAUAGAAAAAUAUUUACAAUCUUUCAUAAAAGAAAAGUAGUAAAAUAAUAAAAAAAUGA
This is a messenger RNA of Paramecium sonneborni, 2446 nucleotides long. The record is from the annotation of a GenBank genome assembly. Lineage: Eukaryota; Ciliophora; Oligohymenophorea; Peniculida; Parameciidae.